AACCCUAUUGCUAGUAUAUUUAGUAGUUGCCCUGAACAAUUUCUAUUUCCUGAUUCUGAAAAUUCCACCGUGAUGGCUGUGACCAAGUCGCUCAUCGCCGCGUUGAUCGCUCUCUUCUUCGUAUCAUCUGCUCUAGCCACCGCCGACGUUCCCUUCAUCGUCGUUCACAAGAAGGCCUCCCUCAACCGUCUCAAAUCCGGAUCCGAGCGCGUCUCCGUCUCCAUUGAUAUCUACAACCAAGGAUCUUCGACUGUAUAUGAUGUGAGUCUCUCCGACGAUAGCUGGCCACAAGACACUUUUGAUAUUGUUAAUGGCAAUACUUCAAAGUCAUGGGAAAGGCUUGAUGCAGGUGGUCUUCUGUCUCACUCUUUUGAGCUGGAGGCCAAAAGCAAAGGGAUGUUUUAUGGUGUGCCAGCAGUUGUAACUUUCCGUAUUCCCACUAAGGCUGCACUUCAGGAGGCCUAUUCAACUCCAAUAUUACCUUUGGAUAUCCUGGCAGAACAAACUCCUGAGAACAAGUUUGAGUGGGUAAGUAUUGUGUCAUUCUCCAUUUUCCUGAAUAACCUAUGUUUCAGAACCUUUUUAUGCGUUUGCUGACACAUUUUUCUGCUGUUUCAUGGAACUAUCUCUGCUCGUGGCAAAAUGUUAUAGGCUAAGGUAUGAAUGAUCCUUGGUAUGCUAUUUUACAACAUUCAUAUGAGAUAUUGGAAGAACUGGGUCAUAAACACUCAGAGGGCCUCGGUUUACUAGAUUAGCUUAAGAGAACCAGAUAAAAUAUUUAUGCAUUCUGUUUCUUUUUUUUCUUCUUCUUCUAUCUAAUGUCAACCUUUUCUUCUCUGCAGAGGUUGCUUGCUAGGUAUGGUUCACAGAUAUCUGUCAUUACCCUUAUUGCUCUCUUUGUGUACUUGCUGAUUACUCCCUCAAAAUCAAGUGCUGCAAAAGCUAGCAAGAAGAAGCGCUAAGCAUUUGAGCUUAAGAACUAUAGCAAUAGCCUCCCUGUGGUUUAUCUACCUCCAGAUGUUGGUAGUAAAAACAGUUGUAGAACAAUUGUUAUUGGCAUCUCCAAUUUAGGUGACUGCUGAGUCAGUGCUAAACACAACCAACGGAUUCUUACUUCUUAGGUCCCAUCUCAGUCUUACACACUUUAUAUAAUCGAUGGUUGCCCGUCGGUUUUGAAAUUUGAUUAUUUUGGCCUUGAAUGCUUGGAUUUAAAAUUAUUCAUCUCUUUUCUAUUGUAUCUUGAAUACUUGAAUCUGAGGGAGGAUGGAAGGAGUUGAGAUUGAGCGAUGGAAAUCAAAGAGCAUACGGUUUGGAUUAAGUCUUUAUUCUACAGCCUGGGAUAAAUGAGAGAACCCGUUGGAAAUGAGGUUUUUCCCUUUUUUUUUUUUUUUGGCAGGAGAGGAAAAUGAAAUUAAAAUGAGUAC
This is a messenger RNA of Rubroshorea leprosula, 1424 nucleotides long. The record is from the annotation of a GenBank genome assembly. NCBI's taxonomy places the organism in Eukaryota, Viridiplantae, Streptophyta, Magnoliopsida, Malvales, Dipterocarpaceae.